Messenger RNA from Blepharisma stoltei, 1810 nucleotides. The record is from the annotation of a GenBank genome assembly. Lineage: Eukaryota; Ciliophora; Heterotrichea; Heterotrichida; Blepharismidae.
AUGGGAAACUGUUGCCUCAAUCCAGCCGCUCAGAGUUUGUUGCCAAACCCUACAAAUGAGCCAGAGUACCAUAAGCACCAGGUCAUCCAUAUCUAUGAAAAAGAUAGGUUUGACAGAAUAAUCAGCAGCUAUAAUUAAAAUAUGACGUCGCUCGAAUUUUCUGGUCUCCGACCAAAAAUUCAUCUCUUAUAAGUUUUAAAUAUGAGGUUUACCCUGAUGAAUUUAUCCCAACUAUGUCAGGGAAGCAAGAGCUGGGUGUUUUUCCUACUGGACUCCUGACCUUAGAGAAUCGAAUUUUCCAGAUGGGCACCUGGUCCCCGAGCCUUAAAGGAAAAUGGUGCAAAAUUCGCCCCAGAGCGGUGUUGAGGGUAGCAUAGUCAAGCAACCUGACAGUGGACGUUAAACGUGCUAUAGAUAAUUAAUAUAUAUAAGAAUAAUCGGCAGCCAAGGCGUAAAAUUUGAAUUACUGGCUCCUAUACAUCAAGAAACUUUAAUUGCCAGUGCAGCAAAAAUUCCUGUGCGUGUUACAGGAUGUGUUAUUCCUGGACUGGACCCUCGUGGUGAGAUUAAUAAGGAAUGCCAAGAUAUUUAUACAUUUUUCCAAAAAGAAGAUAUAUUUUUUUGCAUGACUUUAUUGUAUUAUUUUCUUUAUUUAAUAAUUAUUUUAUAUAAUAAAAUAUAAAAUUUAUUAAAUUAAUUUCUUCUCCUUAUAUAACUGAAUACUAUUUUGGCAGUUCUAUUUGACGGCCAUGGCAAAGAAGGACAAAAAAUUGCAAAAUUCUGUAAGGAUUACAUGGUCACUUUCUUCACUGAAAAUUUUUCAAAAUUCAACGAAAAUCCUAUUGACGCUAUUGUUGAGUUAGUCCAAGAAUGCGACGAAAGUUUAAGCUCAAGCGGAAUUGCGUCAAACUUAUCCGGAGCCACUGCUGUUGUCGUUGUAAUUAGUCCUUCCGGAAUCCAUGCAGGUAGUGUAGGGGACUCUAGAGCUAUUUUAGCCACUUUACCGAGAGAAAGUGCUGUUAUUAAGCCUCAGAAUGUCCCCCAUAAGAUUUCCUCAAAAUGGUCUCAUAAAGCUCUUCCUAUGCGAAUUCUGUCACCAGUCACUAUAACAGUUGACCAAAAACCUAAUCAUGCUGAAGAGCUUAAAAGAAUCACCGCAUCUGGAGGGGUUGUAGAAAAAAUCACUGACGAUCAAGGCAACCCAGUUGGCCCUUAUAGAGUGUGGCUUAAAAAAGGAAACUACCCAGGCUUAGCCAUGUCAAGAUCUAUUGGUGACACCAUAGCUCACGAAAUCGGGGUCACGUCCACCCCUAUUUGUAAUAGUUUUGAGCUUUAUCCUGAGUGUGACCAGUUUAUAGUUUUAGCAUCAGAUGGGCUAUGAGAUGUGAUGGACAACCAAGAAGUUUCAAAUUUUGUGGAAAAAUACAGAUCAAUCACCAAGCAUUUUCCUUCUGAUGAAUACCCAGCUAAACAUACUAAUUCUACCAUUGCAAGAUUGCUGUGUGAAGAAGCAAGAUACAGAUGAUUUGGAGUUGUUGAAGAUGAAGAUGUAAUGAUAGAUGAUAUUUCAGUAAUAGUAAUAGAAUUCACCAGUGUCGAGCCGAUGGCGAUUGCCGAAAAAUCACCGAGAAAUGAGAGAAAUAUAAAGAAAUUCCAAAGCAUUUCGUUUGAAAGUGAAAUGAUUAAGCAGAAAACAAUUGUGAGGAAUGAUCCGCAUAGAGGAAGUAUUACGAAAGGAGAAGAACAUAAUGAGAUUUUGGAAGCUGCAAUAGAGGUGAUGCAUGAAGAAGAAGGCAAUGAUAUUAAAUAA